GGAGAUGUCGGGCCGAGGGAAGCAGGGGGGUAAAGCGCGGGCUAAAGCUAAGUCGCGCUCGUCUCGGGCCGGCUUACAGUUCCCCGUAGGCCGAGUUCACCGCUUGCUGAGGAAGGGGAAUUACGCGGAGCGGGUCGGAGCCGGAGCCCCCGUUUAUUUAGCCGCGGUUAUGGAAUAUUUGACGGCGGAGAUCCUGGAGCUGGCCGGGAACGCGGCCAGGGACAAUAAGAAGACGCGAAUUAUCCCGCGGCACCUGCAGUUGGCGGUUCGCAACGACGAAGAGCUCAACAAGCUGCUGGGCGGCGUCACGAUCGCGCAGGGCGGCGUCUUGCCCAACAUCCAGGCUGUGCUGCUGCCCAAGAAGAGCGAGAGCCACAAGGCCAAGGGCAAGUGAGGCAGCGGAGUCGCUGCCUUGGGGCUGGUUCGGUGCUUUGAGGUGUUUUUAGGUGUGUUUUUUUUUUUUUUUCCUUUGCUUUUUAAACCCAAAGGCUCUUUUCAGAGCCACCCACCGCUUCAGGAAAAGGGCUGGAGGCGCGGGUUGAGCGCUAAUAAAUUAUUAAUUACCCGGG
Molecule: messenger RNA, 569 nt
Organism: Phalacrocorax carbo (great cormorant)
Lineage: Eukaryota; Metazoa; Chordata; Aves; Suliformes; Phalacrocoracidae
Source: RefSeq, a predicted model, not a curated record